ACACUGAUUGUAAUUAGGCAAUGUCUGGCUCUAUGCCGGCGCCAAGAUGAGACGCAGCAGCAUCACACACACAGCAACCACGCCCACGAAUGGCAAGCAGCAAUGGCACUCUACAAAAAACCAGAGUCUGCUGCUGCUUCUGCUGCUCGCCUGCUGCGGCAGCCCGGUUCAGGUGCUUGCCCAGUGUCCCUGGCAGCGGGAUGUGCCCGAUUUGCAGACGAGCUGCAUUUGUGCCUACAAUCUGGGACGCGAGCUGAGCGUGCAAUGUGAUCAGGUGGACUUCUCACAGCUGCUGGAAGCGAUGAACAAGUACGCACGCUUGAAGCCCGUGGAUUUGCUGUAUGUGAACAAUGCAAGCAUUGAGGAGCUCGGAGACAAUGUCUUCAGCCAGCUGAGUCUGCACAAUGUGCAGCUCUCCAGCUGUGGCAUUCGUCGCAUCGCAAGUGGCGCCUUCAAGGGCCAGGAGUCGGUGCUCAAGAAUCUCAAUCUGCAGGACAAUCAGCUGGACGAGGUGCCCGUGGAGGCGUUGCAAGUGCUGUCCAAGCUCAAUCUGUUGGACUUGUCACGGAAUUUGCUCUCCCAGAUACCCGACGAUGCCUUCGCCGGUCUCAGCAAGUUGUCCACACUGAAGCUGAAUGACAACAAUGUAACGCUGGCAUCGAACGCAUUUCGUGGCCUCGAACAGAGUUUAAAGAAUCUGAACUUGAAGGGCACAAGGCAGCGCAGGGUGCCCGAAUGUAUACGCGGUCUCAAGAGCCUGGCGUUCUUGGAUCUCUCGCAGAAUGGCAUCAAGGAGCUGCCUGGUGCUGCUGGCAUACGUGUCUUUGAUGGCUUGGAUGCCCUCACGGCACUAAACAUGGAAAGGAAUCUGAUACAAAGCAUUGCGGAAACAGCAUUCGCCGGAGUGCGCAAGACAUUGAGCUCAUUGAGUUUACUCAACAAUUUGCUCGCCGAAUUUCCCAUUGGCGCCGUGCAUUCGCUGAAGGAGCUGCGUGUGCUGGACAUUGGCUUCAAUUUGCUCACCUCGUUGCCCGAGGCAGCGUUUCGUGGCAAUCCAAGCAUCACUCUCUUGGCUCUCGAUGGCAAUCCACUGAGCACUGUGCCCGAGGGCGCCUUUACCCAUUUGAAUGCCACGUUGCGAGGCCUCUCGCUGGGCGGUCGCUUCCUUCACUGCGACUGCAAGUUGCGCUGGGUUGCCGAAUGGAUACGCAAUGGUGAUUUGCAGGUCACUUCUCGCGAACGUAAUCCACAGUUUUGUGGCACGCCGCCGCGUUUCCGUGAUCGCGGUUUCUACUCCAUACAGCCGGAGGAGCUCAAUUGUCCCGAGAUUGCAGAUGCUGCGCUCCGCGGUCCCGUUGGCCUCGCCGACAAUCUGAAGCCCACGUUUCCCACCUCACCGGAUUCAGUUGAGUUCGAAACCGGUUCGGGCACAGGCACGGGAACAGGAACGGGCACAGCUGCCUCAUCGCCGGUGGCAACCAGCGUGAGCAGCACUCCGCCCACCACAACAACCACUGUGUCCACCACAACAACCACAACAGCAGCGCCCACAACUAGCUCUAGCUUAAGCACAACAGCCAGCACGACACCUCGUCCCGCGACCACAGCGGCAACAAAGUCCAUCAAAGCCCUGCCCACAGUGGGCGUCAAUGGCACCGGCAGCGUUCAAGCUACGGCCAUCACAUCGACCAGCAGCAGCAGCUCCAGCUCUAGUGCCAGCUCAACGUUGCAUACAGCAGGUGGCAAACAGGCGCCAGGCUGGCGUCAAGGCCCAAACAAUGCCAAUGGGAAUCAACACAAGCCACAGAGACCGCCGCUGGUGUUGGGUUAUCCGCCGCAGCGUGGCACACGCAUCGACGAUGCGAAUGAGGUGCAGGUGAAGCAUGCGUUCCGUCAGGAUAGUUCUGUGAUCAUUCAAUGGGAUUCGGAGACAGCGAAUAUACUCGGCUUCCGGGUCGUUUAUCGACUGUUUGGCGAGAAGGCCUUCAAGCAAGGACCGCCACUGGAGUCGAGUGAGCGUGAGUUCAAGAUUAAGAAUGUCCCCGCCCAGGAGUGCAUCAUAGUGUGUGUGAUAUCGCUGGAGGAGCUGCAUGUGACGCCGGAGACGGUGCCGUAUCAGCAGUGUCGUGAGGUGCGCACCGUCAGCUCGCAGACAUCGAACAUGGAUAAGAUAACGAUAGCGGCAAGUGCCGCCAUUUGUGGCACCAUCAUUGUGGCCGUGAUUGUCUUUAUAGCUGCCAGCAGACGCUCGCGUAAACUGCAAAAUAACCAGCAAAAGAGUCCACUGCCAAUUGGAGGUUUGCCCGUUAAUUGUUGCGGUCCAACCGGUUCGCCAGGACCACUUGGCUCCAUUGCCACGCUAUCGGCCUUUAACAAUCACAAGGAAUGGGAUCAGGUAUCGGCGUACAGUGGACGCUCGAUACCGCGACCACGCAUUUAUCCCGUCGAACAGCCCGACGACAUGCGCAGCCAUUUCUCUGGCAUGCCUGGCAAGGUGGCCAAAUCACGCUCCAUAGCCGAUGGGCAAUCGCAGCACAGUUUCUCGAACAAUUCACAUCGCGGCUAUUUGGGCAGCGCAUUCCCCACAAAUCUGGUCAAUUCCCGCCCAGAGCUGCGUCAGUCGCGUCAAUCGCUGGCCGCCGCCUCUGAGCGCAUGUCGCGUGCCUCCUACGCCGGCUCCAUACAUAACGGUAUUGGUGGCGGCGGAGGCGGUGGCAACGGCGGUGGCAAUGUCAUGGUUGGCAUGGGAGGCGGCCCUGGCAGUCUGAUGGGCAUGAGCGGAUUGGUUGGCCCUGGCGGACCAGCUAGCAUUGCAUCCAGCAAUGCAAGACGCUCGCGUCCGCGUUCCAGAUCACGCGAUCAACUGAAUACCACGCACAUACAUAACCAUCGACCGGGAAGUCGAUAUUCACAAGCGGGUUCAACGCACACGUUGAACAAUUAUUGCGAUACAUCGGACAAUUGGACCGAUCACGAUAUGGAUAUAUAUAUGGCGCGCAAUCCGACAACGCGCAACGGUUUGGUGCCAUUAUGAGGGCGGCUUAUGUUAUCCUGAUAUUUCAAUGUUGUAUUAAAUCUCGAUGGUAUUUUCUGACAAUAUCUGACGCCGGCCAUUGGCGGAGGCGAAGCAGCAACUGGUCGGCGUCAGCAUUUAAGAGUUGUUGCACAGCAGCAACAGCAGCAGCAGCAAUUGGAGCAACGACAUAGAAACAAUCAGCAACAACAACAACAGCAACAGCAACUGGAGCAGCCAUAUCAACCACAGCAGCAGCAGCAACAACAGCAACAUCAGCAGCAGCAACAUCAGCGUUUACAAUACUACAAUACACCGCAGACACAGCGCUGCACCUCGCCGCCCGAUGUGGUGCCCCGUGCAGCCAAUUUCCAUAAUAGCAGCAACAGCAACAACAGUCACAACAACAGCAACGCAAGCAAUAACAAUGAGCAACAGCUAUUGCCAACGACAGGGGCAACAACAGCAGCAACAACGGCAGAUGAGGCAACGUCUGGCAUUGUUGUUGAGAACUAUUUUAACGAAUAUGAGCGUCAGGAAAUCAUUUAUCAUCCCACAAGCAACAAUAAUAACAACAGCAACACGCCUGCAAUACGUCCACACGGCAGCAACAAGAGCAACAGCAGCAGCAGCAGUCGCAGCAAUGCUUUCCGUUUGCAGUUGCCGGCAACGACUAACAAUAUUUUAUAUAGACGAAACAGCAAUUAUUUAAUAGAUGCAACUAAUGCGCAUACAAUUAGUGAUAACUGUAACUGUACUUGUAAUUGUAGACUAAGCGAACAGCAGCAGCAGCAACACCAACAGCAGCAACCACUGUCAGCAACAACAACAACAACAGCAACGGCAAGUGACUCAAGUCGUGAUGAAGCAUCCUUGGCGCCCAGCACCUCAGUGUCAAGCAUUGAGCAAGUGCAGCCAGCCAAGUAUGAAGAGGAUGCCACAGCAACAACAACAGCAACAGUAGCAACAACAGCUGCAACAGCUGCAGCUGCGGCCUCGUCACUGAACUUGACAUUGGCUGACAUUGACACGGACUUGGACUUGGAAUUGGACAUGGACACGCUUUGAGUGCAAUAAAAUCCAACUCUUGUUGUCCUUGUUGUUGUUAACAUUAUUCGUUGUCGUCGUUGGUGUUGCUGCAAUUGUGUUGCUGAUGUUGUUGUUAUUGUUGUUGCGUGUUGUAGUGUCCUAAGCAAUUUGCAUAGAAAUGUUAACAGACACAAGAAUCAAGUUGCAUAAUUUAGCCAACUAUUUUUGUAUGCUGUUUAGAGAAGUGCAAUGAAUAUGUUAAGUACUUUUUCCCCUUUCCCUCUCGCUCUCCCCCCCCCAAUUGUUUGUGUACAUAUAAACUGCAAUUGUAUCUUGUAUCUUGUAACUCUGUACUGUAUCUGUAGCUUUCCUUGGUUCUUUGUCGCUGUGCGAGUAGUUGAUAUAUAUUUGAAAAGAAAGAGAUAGCAGAGAAAGAGAGAGAAGCAAAUGUUAAGCAAUCAAAGAACUAAAACGUAAGUCAAUAUCUUAAAAAUAUAUGGUACUAAUAUGCAAUACUUAAUAGCUCUUAAAAACGAACAAAAACUUAACUAAACUUGUUUAAGCUGCGGUUAGAUGAGACAAAAUAAUCAUAAUAAUUAAACACUUUUCACUGUAAAUAAUUAUGAGCAAAAAGUCAGAACAACAAAUAUCCACAAUUAUUUCAAGUUUACAAAAACGAGUUCUAGAAUUUUUGAAAUAUUUCUCUGUUUAAAGUCUGAAUACCUCAAGAUAAUUAUUUUAAAUAUUUGAAUUUUGCAGUUUGUCUAACCCAGCAAGAAAACCUUAGAAAAAAAUGUAAAACAUUCCAAAAGCUCUACAAACAAUUUAGUAGAGCAAAUUUACUGCCUUAAACUUAUGAGGUAUUUUUAAUUUUAUCAGUUCAAUUUCCAGUUAUUUUUCUUUUUGUAUAAAAUCUUCAGUCGAAACCUUUGCGUGCUAAGUUUUAACAAAUAAUUGCCUAAUUUAUAGUACUUAAUUAUAAUUUUUAGUGCGAUUUUAAUAAAAAUUAAACGA
Messenger RNA from Drosophila sulfurigaster albostrigata, 5056 nucleotides. RefSeq lists its product as uncharacterized. The transcript is spliced from 9 exons. Gene Ontology annotation, molecular function: protein binding. NCBI's taxonomy places the organism in Eukaryota, Metazoa, Arthropoda, Insecta, Diptera, Drosophilidae. The record is from RefSeq and is a predicted model, not a curated record.